This is a messenger RNA of Oreochromis niloticus (Nile tilapia), 2049 nucleotides long. RefSeq names its product zinc finger, HIT-type containing 2 (gene znhit2). Lineage: Eukaryota; Metazoa; Chordata; Actinopteri; Cichliformes; Cichlidae. The coding region runs from base 213 to 1937 and encodes 574 amino acids. The transcript is spliced from 2 exons. The record is from RefSeq and is a predicted model, not a curated record.
UCCAGUAAUUAUGCAAAUUAGGGCAAUAUCACAAAAACUGCGGGCUUACGUCAGCGCAGCGCUGAAAACUGCGUUGCUCUACGUCAUCAAAAAGCGUCGUGGCGGCGUGAGAGGGAAAACAAAUGUCAGUGCAAAUUGCUGUGAGGUUACUGCUCCUGCACCAUAACGCUCUCUCGUGAUUUGCUUCAAAACCGCGUCUCGGUUCAGUUCUAAUGAAUCCAGUAAUUAGACGGGGACUGCCUCCGUCCGUGAGGAGUCUUCUCACAGACAUCGGUCCAAAGGAGGAGUGGACGGAUGAGGAGCCCGAAACAGUGACCAGAGAUGGCAUUCUGCUUCCGCACAGAGGAGCUACGUCUGGAAAUGAAGAGCUCCUCACACCUGCCAGGAGCCAUGAUGAUGCUCCAGAUGAUGAUGGUGGUGUGUCUGGAAGGAGUGGACUUUGCAUGUUGUGUAAAAGUAAACCUCCUUGCUACACCUGUCCCAGGUGUAACCUGCAGUACUGUGGCUUGGAGUGCUACAAGAGCCCUGAUCACUCUGCAUGCUCUGAAGAGUUUUACAAGGAGUCUGUUCUACAGGAGCUGAAGGAAAUGGGGACAACUGAGACUGAAGGGAGAAAGAAAAUGCAGGAGAUUCUUGUGGGACUCAAACAAAAGGCGGAAAUGACACAAGGGGGGAUGGAGAGUUUGUUAAAAGAGGUGGGUGUUGUGUCACAUGACACAGAUGAUAGGGAAGGAGAGGCAGCUGAGAAAGUCCAGGCUGUGGAGCUCCUGGCCAGGUUAGCAGAGCUUCAGCAGUCUGGAGAAGGGAGUGCAACAGAGAUUGAGGAUAUUUUGGGAAAACUUGAAGAGAUUGGAGGAGGUGCGCUGAUUCCUGGAGACACUGAUGAGGAUGCUGAAAGUGCACAAGGAGAGCUGGACUUAGCUGAUCGGCUCUCAGGGCUCGAGAUUGACAAACUUUCAGAAGAGGAGCUGUGGGAACUUCUCAACAACAAAGAGAAAGAGAGUUUUGUGAGUCUCAUGAAGGAUGGAGCUCUUGGUGGCCUGGUUCCCCUUUGGAAGCCAUGGUGGGAGGAACAUGAGGAGGGAGGCAGAGCACUGGUGGAAGUGCUUGAGGAAGAAGUGAGCAGACAGGAGAGAGAAACUGUGACAACUAUGGAAAGGCAGGACAUUGAUAAUGGAGUGAAAACCUCACAAGGUGUUCAGAAACGAAGCAAAUCAAAGCCGAAAAGCUUGAAAGGAGGAACUGGGAAGGAAAUGAGCGAGGGCAAAGGAAGUUCAGCAGUACCCCCAGUUUCUUCAAAAAUUCCAAAGCUGAGUUCCUUAUGUCCAAAUCCAUCUCCUCUGGUUUGCUAUGGUUUAGUGAAUGCACUUUUUGGCUAUGCUUUUACCCUGUGCCUGUUUAACGGUGACACCGAUUCACUGAUGUUUGAGUUCUGUGACAUGAUUCUUGCUCUGUCUGAGGCACUGAACUCAAGCAAGGUGUUCACCUCUCUCCAAGAGGCCUUAGGCUGUGGAGAAGCUCUCAUUUUAGAUGGAGGUUACCUUGACAAGGAGGACCUUCUUGCCCCAGCCAGGGCUGUGGAGGCCGUAGCUCACAUCAUGACUGGCAGAGACAGAAAGGAUGCUGCUGGAUACUGCCUGGCAGCCUUGAGUCAACUACGUUCUGUGCUCUCCCGGGCCAAAAUGGCCCUGUCUAAAGAUGGAGAGGAAGCGGAAAAGAGACGGAAGUACUUCCUGGCAAGCAAGAAGUGUGAAUUCUUUCAAGCCUGGGUGCUGGACAAUGUACAUCAGAUUCAUAGACUGGCAGUUGAGCUGUGGCGCGAACACAGUAAAAGAGAGAGUGCAAGGAACAGCAUGCAGAAAGCAAAGACUGUAGUUGAGAAUUUACAGAAAGGGAAGAGGAAAGAUAGUGGUAAGCUGAUUGAAGAACUAAGUUAAAGAAGACUUGGUUUAACAAGUUAAUGUAAAAGUUCAUGAUGUAAUAAAAUGCAUCAUAUUCUCUCAUAUUGUCAAAUUCCUCCUGCCAAUAAAAGCUGAUAUUUUCCACUAA